AUUAUUGGGGUUCUCCGUGUACAGAGGGUCCCAGUUUAGACACCCUCAGUGCGGAAAGAGAGUAGGUUUAGAAGCCGAGGUGGAGACGGCGGAAGUAUAUCCCUGUGAGGCGGUCAGAUUUUCGCGCCUUUUUGCUGUAGCGGGGGGCGGGGAUAGGAGAAGCAGGCAAAGGAGAGAGCGGAGGUUAUUACUUGGUUAUACCGGGGAAAUGCAGCGAGAUGAGACGGAUACCGAGGCCUCUAACUCAUCGGACGGGGGCCCGGGUGAGGCGGUGCAGGAGCAGCUGGACACUCUGUGCCAGGAACUCAACUUGGAUGAGGAGACUGCUGCCGAAACUAUCCGGGACUUUACCCGGACAUGGAGCACCUACAGUCUGGAGGGAGAAGUGAAGCAUUGGCUAGCAUGUGCCUUGUAUGCAGCAUGUCGAAAAAGCAUCAUACCAACAGUUGGAAAAGGAAUAAUGGAGGGGAAUGGCGUGUCGCUGACACGCAUUCUGCGCUCUGCAAAACUAAGCUUGAUUCAGUUCUUCAAUAAAAUGAAGAAGUGGAUAGAUAUGUCCAACCUUCCGCAGGAGUUCCGAGAGCGAGUGGAGCGUUUGGAAAGGAACUUUGAAGUGGCCACGGUUAUAUUUAAGAAAUUUGAACCAAUCUUUAGGGAGAUAUUUCAAAAUCCUCACGACGAGCAACCAAGAUUACCAAGGAGCAGAAAGCAAAGGAGGCUGCAGUGUAGUGUUAAAGAUCUCUUCAGUUUCUGCUGGACAUUAUUUGUUUACUCCAAGGGAGGAUCUGAAGGCCAGCGUAGUGUAGUGGUAAAAGACCAGGCAGAGGGUAAUUUCUGCUUGAUUGGAGAUGAUUUGGUUAAUUCUUAUCACUUACUUUUGUGCUGCUUGGAUCUUAUUUAUGCACACGUGCUACAGUGCCCUAAUAAAGAAGAUCUGCUAAAUCCUUCCUUUACAGCAAAGCUUCCCGCCCUUGAUUCCAGCUCAGAGGAUACCCCGUGCAUCAUUGGAGCACUGUGUGAGCUAUACGAUGGAAUAUCUGUUGAAGCCAAGGGGAUAAAAGAACAUUACUUCAAACCAUACAUAGCGAAACUUCAUGAUAAAAAGAUUUUGAAAGGAGCCUGUCUUUUGGAUGUCUCUUGUUUCACAGAUAACAAUAAAUCCUUGAAUAAAGAGUAUGAAGAGUAUGUCCUUACUAAGGGAGACUUUGACGAGCGGGUGUUUCUGGGUGUAGAUGCAGACGAGGAGAUUGGAAGUCCCAGAAAAUUUGUUGAAUUUCCUAUAGGAAACUGCACUCCACGGAAACAAAUGGAGUGCAACCUGCAGCAACAUUUUGAAAAGAAAAGGUCUUUUGCUCCAUCUACUCCUCUGACUGGUAGGGGUUACCUGAAGGAGGAGCAAACUGUAAUCACACCUGUUUCGUCAGCAACACAAUGUGUUAGUAGGUUACAGAGCAUGGUGGCAGGACUCAGAAAUGCUCCAAGUGAGCAGCUAAUCGAAGUUUUCAAGUCAUGUGUUAGAAACCCAAUAGAGAAUGUAUUGAAUAUAGUCCGAGAUAUCGGACUUCGAUUCGUCGAUCACUAUACACAAUCCACAGAAGACCAACCUGGGUCUCAUAUUGAUUUUGCAGUCAAUCGGUGGAAACUGGCUGAAAUUUUGUACUUUAAAGUACUAGAGACCAUAGUUGUCCAGGAAAGCAGGAGACUUCAUGGGAAAGAUUUGACGGCUCUAUUAGAGCAAGACAUCUUUCAUCAGUCACUUAUUGCCUGCUGUUUGGAAAUUGUCCUAUUUGCUUACAGUUCUCCCAAGACCUUCCCCUGGACCAUUGAAGUACUUAAACUGAGUGCUUUCUACUUCUACAAGGUAAUAGAAGUGUUUAUUCGCUCUGAAGAUGGGCUGUCACGGGAUAUGGUAAAACACCUCAAUACCAUUGAAGAACAAAUCUUGGAGAGCCGUGCCUGGACCAGUGAUUCUGUUCUCUGGGUUCAUCUUGAUGCUGUUGAUGAUGUGCCAACCUGUGAAGAGGUAAUAAUACCCAGCAACUUUGAAACUGGAAAUGAGGCUUUGGUGGGCCACUUGCCCAUGAUACCUGCAUCUCCCAUUGUUCAUCCUCGUGUGAAAGACCUGGGGGGAUCAUAUAGGCGAGACUGCCAGCCACUCUCGCCGAUUUCUGUUCAUGACCGUUACAGUUCACCAGCUGCUGGUAGUGCCAAGAGGAGGCUCUUUGGAGAUGACUGCCCAAGGGAACCAGCUGCUGAUAAAAUAACCACACCUGAUAUCACCCGCAUAAGGAUUGCAAUAAGCCCAUCUCCUGUUAAAACUGUCCAUCCUAUCGGACAUGCAGUUGCCAUACCUGUACAAGGCGUGGCACUUGAAACUGGCAAGAGCCUUUCUGUUACGAUGAAAACGUCUCCAUCGCAAAGUGAAAAUUCUGUUCCAGUGCCUUUAACUGCACAAGCCCUGAUCAGCCCGCUUACGAAGCAUCAGUUGGGUAGAAAUCUGGAAACCUGUCCCACAUCAGCACGCAAGCCCAAGAAAACGGGCUCUCUGGCUUUGUUCUUCAGAAAGAUGUAUCACUUAGCUAGUGUCCGUCUCCGUGACUUGUGCCUAAAGCUGGAUGUGUCCAAUGAUUUGCGGCGGAAGAUCUGGACUCUGUUUGUGUACUCGCUUGUCCAUUGCACAGACCUAAUGAAAGACAGACACUUGGAUCAGCUCCUCCUCUGUGCUGUGUACAUAAUGGCCAAGAUCAGUAAAGAAGAGAGACUGUUUCACGACAUCAUGAAAUGUUACAGAAACCAGCCCCAGGCAAAUAGCCACGUUUAUAGAAGUGUGUUAUUGAAGAGGUUACCUCAAGCAAGUGAAGAUGAAACCAGCACAAGUCAGGAUGUAGAGAUGACUGCAAGCAAUUCCAAUGACUCUCAUCCAACCCCCAGUGGUUUUAGUGGCAGCCCCUGUGGCCAGGCAGAGCGAGGAGAUCUCAUAACGUUUUACAACAAUGUCUAUGUAGAACGUGUGAGAUUAUUUGCACUAAAGUUUUCCAGCAGCACUCAAGACCAUCUGGUGGAUGCACCUCCUCUUUCCCCAUUUCCCAGCAUCAAGCAACAAGCUAUUUCUCCCCGCAGAGUAUCCCAGCAACAUUCUAUUUAUGUGUCUCCCCAUAAGAACAGUGGCAACCUGACUCCCCACACAGCCCUCCUGUACAAGUUUAAUGGAAGCCCUUCAAAAAGCUUGCAGGACAUAAACAGCAUGCUCAAACAGGAACAGAGGAGUCGGAAGCGAAUCAUUGCUAUAGACAGCGACACAGAGUCUCCAGCAAAGAGGCUUUGCCAGGAAAAUGACGAUGCUCUGCUGAAACGCCUGCAGGAUGUUGUGAGCGAGAGGGCCAACCAUUAGGUGGAUUCUGCCCAUUGCUGUUCAUUGGUUUAGGCCCCUUGAAAAGUUAAAUUUAGUUCUGUUUUAUAUGAAUCAGUCCCAGUAGCCUUUGAGCUUGACCCCCAAAUUCAAUUAGGUGUUGAUGAAGACUCUGCUUGCACAUAUGAAACUAUGUACUAGCACUGUCUGCAAUCUCACUUACCCAGAUGGGUAAUGUCCCUGCAGUUGGCUGCCAGGCUCUUUGGUGGAAAACUUCUCAGCUACAGUCAGUCACGUGACAACUGCACUGCUGUUUCCAUGGAUUUACUCCGUUUUAUCAGUUUCUACUCAGCAUGAUAUUUUUAACUAUUGUGAUAAAGCAAAGCACAUCAUUCUUCAGCCUUGUCCCUAUUGUGUGUUUGUCAGGGUUCUGGGCUGUAACUACACUGCCAGUGAAGGCGCCCCCUAAAGGACUGGAUUUUAUUAUUUCCUGCAGUAGUGUUUUGUUUUUUAGAUUUCUUGUUAAAAGCAAUGCUUUGUGCAAGUACUUUUUUUGUUUUUAAUUUGUAAACACUAUUUUUCUGGGGGACACAGGAGACCAGUGGGGUUAAGCUCAAUCCUCCAGGAGGCAGGGCAUUUGAUUGACCGAAGAAAAUGUGGGGUGGUACCUGGAUGUUGUUUUUCAAGUGUCCUGUCCACAGGAGGUUGGAACUUGGGUCUCCAUCUGAAAGGAAGUCUUCAGUCUGCGAAUAGUGCUGACCCCAGGGUCUAGGCAUGGAGCAGGGGUCCCUGCCUCCUAAAUUUUAACCUCCAGGAUCGGUAUAAUCAGUCAGGCCACCCAGACCACCACCUGUUCUAACUGCGGUGUGCUGGUUUUCUGGUCAGGUAUUUCUGUCCUAAUGUAAGUACAGUCUAAAACUGGCACGACUCUCUACCCCCCCCCCCAUUUGUUUUGCUGUCACCCUGUGGGUUGAAGUUCAACCAAGAUUUGACCGACUUUAAAAAAAUCUUGCUGGUCAAUUAUUUUAGCGCUAUAUUUCUAUUCAUUGUACCGACUUCAUUGAAAAGGAGUAUAAAAGUUUUGCAGUGCCUUUUCUGUGCCGUUUUUUAACCUGCUCUAGGUGCCUCCGUUCUGAUGCCUUUUACGUAACCUAAAAUGAGUUGCCGUGCUAAAACACCUGUGUGAACCUUUGCUUUGCCUUUUUGAGCUUAAUGAAAUUGUGUAGCAUCUACACAUUUUAUGGUUUGCUAGCACCUUUUUUUAAAUCUUCCUGUACAGAACAUUGUAAUGUACAUUAUAAUGUCACUUCCAUUCAGAUGCACCUUGUCCAGAAUUUGUCCUGUUAUAGCUUCUAACAUGUACCCUUUAAUAUGGUUCACAGAGGAGGGGUGAAAUCUAUGUAGCCUCAGAUCCAGUGUAUUUCUUUCAACAUAUCUAUAGUGAAGAUUGGAGGGUAUAUUCCAUAAAUGUCUAUAUAAAAUGCCCAUGUUGUGUAAAUAUGUAAAAUAAAAUGUCCUCUACCUUA
Molecule: messenger RNA, 4875 nt
Organism: Xenopus laevis (African clawed frog)
Lineage: Eukaryota; Metazoa; Chordata; Amphibia; Anura; Pipidae
Gene: rbl1.L
Product: retinoblastoma-like 1 L homeolog
Exons: 23
Coding region: 209-3391 (1060 amino acids)
Biological process (GO): cell differentiation; negative regulation of G1/S transition of mitotic cell cycle; regulation of gene expression
Cellular component (GO): nucleus; chromatin; transcription regulator complex
Molecular function (GO): promoter-specific chromatin binding; RNA polymerase II transcription regulatory region sequence-specific DNA binding
Source: RefSeq, a predicted model, not a curated record